Molecule: messenger RNA, 2637 nt
Organism: Eucalyptus grandis
Lineage: Eukaryota; Viridiplantae; Streptophyta; Magnoliopsida; Myrtales; Myrtaceae
Product: putative pentatricopeptide repeat-containing protein At1g12700, mitochondrial
Exons: 1
Coding region: 48-1691 (547 amino acids)
Molecular function (GO): protein binding
Source: RefSeq, a predicted model, not a curated record
GUUGAGCUGGACCAUUGAGAAGCCUCGGCUUUCUUCGUUCAGCGGCGAUGGCUUCCAGGACUAUGUCUUCUUCAGCUGCAAAAGGUAAACUUUCCUCUCUCUUCGCACACCCACUUAGAAAUUCUCCCCAAAGUUUCAAGCUUUCCCAAGAACUCGCCGGUAGAGACUCGCCUCCGCCCCCAAAAUCCACACUUUCCGCCGACGCAGAGGACCGAGCUCGGUCCACUCUUUUCCUCGAGAAGAAGUGGAAAACGGGGGAUUUCACCGUGGACGAAGCGCUCCGCCAUUUCGAUCGCAUGAUAUCCAUCCGACCCGUUCCUCCCGCUUCGUCGUUCCGCGUGUUAUUGGGUGCCCUGUCUAAGAAGAAGCAUUACUCUGCGGUGAUUUCUCUCCGCAGAAAGCUGGAAGUUACUGGGCUCCUGUCUGAUUAUUUUUUGCUGAAAAUUCUAUUGAACUGCUUCUGCAAUGAGAAGCGGUUAAAGGAUGCUUUUGCGGUUUUGGGGGCGAUUUUUCGCCGAGGGUAUUUCCCUGAUAUAGUCACCUAUAAUCAAUUGGUGAAGGGAUUGUGCUUAAAUCAUAAAAUUGGUGAAGGGGUCGCCUUGUUUAAGAAAAUGGUGCGUUCGGGUUGCAGGCCGACUGUUGUUACUUAUGGCACUUUGAUUAGUGGGUUAUGUCAGACCGGUAAUACGAGCACGGCGCUCAAGUUACAUGAAGAAAUGCUGAGUAGCAAUGGUGAACAUAGCGUUGUAUGCAAGCCAAAUAUAGUUUGUUACGGUGCUAUUAUUGAUGGACUUUGCAAAGAUGGGUUACUAGAAGAGGCCAGCAAACUUUUCAAGGAGAUGAAAGAUAAUGGUAUUUCACCAAAUUUGGUUGUUUACAACUCGCUGAUACAUGGCUUGUGUUGCAUGGGACAGUACAAGGAAGCAACUGAUUUGCUUAAUGAGAUGGUGGAUAAAAGAAUCGAACCUGAUGUAGUUAUAUUUAAUUCUCUUUUGAAUUUUCUUUGCAAAGAGGGGAAGUUCAAUGAAGCCGAAGACAUGCUUAAAUUGAUGAUUGAGAGGGGUGUAGAUCCUAGUACUGUUACCUAUAACACAAUAAUGGAUGGCUUGUGUUUAGCGGGUAAGAUUGAUGAGGCAAGGGAACUGCUUGCUCAUUUGAUGAGUAAGGGUUGUCUAGUUAGCGAAGUCAGCUACAAUGUGCUGAUCAACGGUUAUUGCAAUCAGGGAAGUAUGGAAGAAGCCAUGAAUAUGUAUAAGGAGAUGAUUAACAAUGGUGUUAAGCCAACAAUUGUCACCUUCAAUUGCCUAAUUGAUGGGUUGUGCAAAGCACGGAAUCUGCAAGCUGCAUGGGACUUAUUCCACAUGUUGCAGCAGGAUGGGUUAGCACCAAAUGUUGUAACAUACUCUAUCAUGAUAAAUGGGCUCUGCCGACAAUGUCAACUUGAAGAGGCAAAUCUGCUACUUGCGAAAAUGGAAGACAAUGGCUGUGUGCCAAAUGUAGUCACAUUCAACACAUUGAUGCAUGCUUUUUGUCAAAAUAAUGAGGCGUUGAAAGUGAUUGAUCUGCUUAAGAGAAUGGCGGGAAAAAAUAUGGUACCAGAUUCAACCACGGCAUCUAUAGUAUUUGACUUGCUUUCAAAGGAUAAAAAUUAUCACAAGUAUCUGACUUUACUUCCAGCAUUUCCUUCAUGAAAAUCUGUGGUGAAGACACAGUGUGGUCAUGGGCAUGCUUUUUGCAUAAGGACUGCAGCAGACAAGACCAGCAUCAUAUUGCCAUUGCGAUUUUUGGUGGAUGGUAAGUCGAAUUUUCAACUGUACUCAGCUAGCUUUGGCAGUGCGGUUUUCAUAGGUCAUUUAGAUAUUAUAAUUGAUGCAGGUUUUUGAUACUAUUGAAUGCAUGUAAAGAAGCAUGUGGCGCAUUCCUUGGUAUGCGCAUCCAUAUAUAAUUGCUUUAUGUUUUGGCCAAUCAUUAAAUCUUAUGCUCUUUACCUGCAUAGAGCAGAUAGGGUGGAUUGUACCAUCCAGUCACAUAGCUGUUGGAAUGCCUGUGUAGGAGACUCGAUCUCUAAGAUGUCUUGCAGCUCUGCACCACUGGGUCGCAUGCGGUGCAUUUGGAAAUGGAAAGGACGUACCAAAAGAGUUUUAGAGUUCCUUGUCAGAAGCUGUUGCUUCCAGAAGGUAAGAGAACGGUUGCAAGGUUCUGCGGUGGUGAGCUAGAUUGGAGUUGGAGAAAGCACUUUCACUGAAGCAGCAAAAGGAGUGAUGCACUGAGGGAUCAAAAGAUGACUUUAAAACUCUUCUCACUCGAUACAGAGACUAACAAAGAGUGUUAUUACGAGAAACAAACUCAAACCAUCAGUAGAAUAAGGUAACUUUAGUCAAGAACAAUUGCCUUUUUCUUUGACAUAACAUUGAUCUGAGCUGGAGUGCUAAACCGGUUCUACCCACGAAGUGGCUUGGCUGGAGUUCUUAGUGUUGAAAUGCUGGGCUUGAUAUAUAGAAGCGGAGAAGAGACGCAUUUAAUUGUCUGUCUAUACUUUUUAUUGUAACUUCCCAUUGAUAAGAAUGUAUGUAUCAAGAACAAUUUGUUUGCUUGAUCAAAUAAGCAAUAAGAGUCAAUUAUUAGAGCUGUAAAUAU